This is a messenger RNA of Ictalurus punctatus (channel catfish), 3488 nucleotides long. It is a transcript of the gene cdhr5a, whose product is annotated as cadherin-related family member 5a. The transcript is spliced from 14 exons. Bases 79 to 2181 code for a protein of 700 amino acids. Gene Ontology annotation, biological process: cell morphogenesis; adherens junction organization; homophilic cell-cell adhesion. NCBI's taxonomy places the organism in Eukaryota, Metazoa, Chordata, Actinopteri, Siluriformes, Ictaluridae. The record is from RefSeq and is a predicted model, not a curated record. Gene Ontology annotation, cellular component: catenin complex; adherens junction; membrane. Gene Ontology annotation, molecular function: calcium ion binding; cadherin binding.
UUAUUUGAAGAAGUACCAGCUGGUGCCACGGUCCCCUCUAGUCCUCCAUACUUAUUUGUGUUCAUCACAUAUUGGGACAUGGAAAGGAAAUAUAAGCUAAAAUCCCUAAACACCGCCUUCAGUUGCAUGAUAGUGUUCCUCCUUCACAAAUCCUGCCUUGCUGAAAAAAUUUGUUCAGUUCCCUCAGACCCUGUGACUAUUAAAGAGAACAACACAAUCGAUGCCGUUGUUGUCCAUAUUAACACAACAACAAAGAACGUCACACUGACUCUCACCGAGAACCCAGACAAUGCUUUUGACCUGAGGGGAUUGGAUCUGAUUGUGAAGAAACGCCUGGACUUUGAAACUCUGUUAAAUCCUGAGGCGCUCACAGUUCAAAUCCGCUGCAAUAAAACAGGAUCCAAAAGUAUUACUUUGUCCGUGCUUGUUCAAGUCGAAAACAUCAACGACAACCCUCCUUCAUUUGCCCAGAGUAAAUACAUUCUAGAUGUUAAUGAGCUCACACCUAUUAACGCCAGCGUGGCCCAGAUUGAAGCGAAAGAUGAUGAUUCAGGCGUUUUAUAUUACGCCUUGGAACCUGCUCUGAACCCAUAUUUCCGGCUGGAGAACAUGUACAAGCCAAAUAUUCUCGUCAACAAGACUUUGGAUUUUGACGUCAUCCAGCAGGUGACAUUGACCUUAUAUGUGCAGGAUACGCCACCGUUUUCACCACCAGGCCAAAUCUCCUUCAAAGCCACCACGACGAUUAUAAUCAACAUAAAAGACAUUGACAACCGUCCGCCCUGGUUCCAGCCAUGCACGAGAAUAAGUAUCGGUUCUGCCAAAAUCUGCCUGAGUGUUGGGUAUAAGGGCCGAGUCAACUUAACAGAAAGACAGGAGGGACCACUACAGUUGAAUCCAGGUCCGAUCUACGCAAGAGACGGAGACAAAAGCAGAAAUGAAGAGAUUAGCUAUAAAAUUGUUAGAGGAAAUGAAGACAACAUAUUUCAAAUAGAUGAAAACACUGGAAACAUAACCAUGCUAAAACCAGCGGAUAUCGCAGGCCCAGUAUCUCUCACAGUUUUGGCUUCCCAGGUGUCAAACCGUGACCAGUUCGCUUCCACUUCAGUCAACAUUGAGGUAAUGAAAAAGAGCAGGAACCCACCAAAAUUCGAGAGGGAGCGCUAUGAGGCGUAUGUUUACAGCAACUCAGGCCCUGAGAACAUGGUGCUCAGGGACAGGACUUCAAAUAGACCUUUCAGAGUCAGAGCCAGGGAUGAUGACUUUGCAAAUGGAAUAAAUCCUGAUGUACGAUAUGAAGUACAGUACAGCAGUUAUGUCAACAUAACCACAGACGGAUUUGUGCUUCUGAAAAAACCUGUUCGGACCGACUCUUUUGCUUUACAGGUUCGAGCUGUCGAUGUAUCAACUGGUGAGUCGGGGACGGCGGCUCUGUCCGUGGUUGUCCUACCACCCGUGGGAGUCCAGUCGCCCUCAGAGGGAUACCGUGCUGGAGAUAUGGCCUUGCUGGGCUUCGUAAUGGCCGCCUUGUUGGUUCUCUGCCUCAUCGUGAUUGGCUAUCUCAUCUCCCGUCUGAAGAAAAGGAAUCCAGACACGCUCAAGUUAUCAGAGUGUUUAGGUCCAUGCUUGCAGCAUACUCAGUCCACUGACGGGUUACGGCCAAGAGACAGCAUGCAGUUCACCAAUGACGGUUUCCUGAACGAAGCAGGCAUGAGCAGGUUGGCGAUGAGGAGAGCAGAUAAGAGAGGCAAGAAUCAGGACGCGGCUCCGAAAUGGAGAAUGAGAGUGACACCACGUGAGAGGCAAAAAUACUGCAAUUCCUGUGGUAUGCGAGUCCACUCGAACCAUGUGCACCGCAGUAGUCCAGCUCUCCACCCCAAAGCCCAAGGCGCUAAAGACCAAGUCAGAUCCAUCCUAACUAAAGAGAGAAGGAAGGACGGGCAGAAGAUGGUGUGGUUUAAGGAGAGCGAGGAUUCCUCAGACAUCGAAGUGGAGAUCAUUCCUGACGACAUAGGACUUAAACACGAAGAAGAGAAUGAAGAAUCGUCUUCUCUGGCACUUAAAACCAGUGAUAUGGAACUGAGUGAGCUGACUAUGAUGAACAUCCAGGACUUUGACAAGCAGAAGGAAAACGUUUCUGACCACCGAGAGCCACCAGACCCAGAUAAAACAGACCAGUGAGUGCCAAGAGGGCUCAGUGAAGUACAUCCCAAUAAGACUUAAAUCAGUCUUUCCUAAGCUGAUAACAAGGUGAUUCCAUGAUUUGGGUGCCAGUCAUUUCCCACUGAUGUUACAUUUACAAUUAUGUAUGCAAAGGUGAAAGGACAUUUAUAAAACCUAUUUUAAAAAAAUGAUCCUUCCUAUCCUAGCCCAAUAUAGGUACACUUUUAUCUUGAAAUAUAUCACAAUACUUCAGCAAACAUUAUUAUUUUCCAUUAAUGUGUGAAUCCAUUCAAUAUCUCGUGCCUUUUCCACGAGCCGUCCAUUAUAGGGUGCACAUUUUAGUUAAUUCACUCAACUCUGUUACCUGAACACAUUCACCCCUACAAAAUAUUUGGAAUAUUCCAUAAGUCACAUGUUCAGGUUGCAUAAUACAAAUUUCCUGCGGAUCAUAGAAAGAAGAAAAGUUCAUUCUCUCAUUCUCUUUCCUGUAUUUUCAACUAUAAUUUGACACUGACUGACAGAGUUACUUAAAAGUAAAACUCGCUUACCCAAAUUACAGACUGAAAGUAAAUUAUUAUAUAAUCAUUAGAACUCAUGGGAGGCUUAGUGGUUACGACCUCCGGGGCUGGGGGUUCAAAUCCUGCCUCCGCCCUGUGUGUGUAGAGUUUGCAUGUUCACCCUGUGCUUUAAGGGUGUCCUCCGGGUACUCUGGUUUCCUCGCCCAUUCUAAAGGCAUGAGUUGUAGGCUGAUUGAUUUCCAAAUUGUCUGUAUUGUGUGAAUGUGUGUGCGAUUGUGCCCCCGCCUUGUGCCCCAAGUUCCCCGGGCUAGGCUUCAGGCUCCCUGUGAACCUAUGUACGAUAAAUGGCGUGGAAAUGAAUGGAUGGAUGGAUUAGAAAUCAUUGAUAUGUUAUGCUAACCAUAUUUUGUGUAUUUGCUAAUCCUGUGCUUAAAAACUCAACCCUGUUAAUUAUUUAAGCAGAAAAUGAGCCACUGACAGCUUUAUAAACCUUAUAAAAAUCACAUUGUUGCCUGAGAUGGGCUAACACAUUUUUAAAUGUUUUCUUAGAUUCAAUGUUGAAAAAUUAUUAUUUAUUUUUUUAAUUGAGGGCUAUACGGAAUCACCCAAACAUAUUCAAGCUUUUCUUAGUUAUGAUGAGGUGCAAUGCCUUACAAACCCAAUUCACUGGUGUCCUCAUAUGGCAGGGUACUGAGAUUCUUCUAUCUGUGAUAAAAAUGCUGAAAAAACGGCCAUAAUUCACAUCCUAAUGUCAUCUAGAAACAUGAGUGACUAAUAAGUAAAUAUGUAUAUGUAUAUAUAAAUAUA